AUGACCGACGCCGCAUACGCAGGAAAGAGCAACGAGCAAAUCAUCAACGAGCAGGCCGCCUCGCUCGAGGAGAAGAGCCAUUACCAGCACGGUGCCCGCUUCCACCCCGGCGGCGCGACCAGCACUUCGUUGAAGUCUGGUGUGAACGAAUCCGGCGUCGAGGGCUUCCCGACCACGAGCGGCAUGGAGCAAGUUUCCGUAGGUAGGCGGCGCGAACGACCAGGUGCGUUGAAUCUUGAGGGAAUACGUUCAAGAGACACUGAUGUGCAACGCCGGAUAGUGGAUCCCCCCACGGGAGGGUGGUGA
Molecule: messenger RNA, 306 nt
Organism: Fomitopsis serialis
Lineage: Eukaryota; Fungi; Basidiomycota; Agaricomycetes; Polyporales; Fomitopsidaceae
Exons: 3
Coding region: 1-306 (101 amino acids)
Source: RefSeq, a predicted model, not a curated record